AUUGAUUUGAGAGCCAAACUCUCAGUGGGUCCAUCCAAAUCGGUCUCAUUCGCGCUCGGGAGGGCAACAAGCACACGCAACUGCCACCAAGCACACCGUCGCCACCCGUAGCCUCGCUCCCAUGGUCCCCUCCCUCGCUGCCGCGCUGCCGGCUGUCAGCCGCGUGGCCGUCAUCGGCGCCGGAGCCGCCGGCCUCGUCGCCGCGCGCGAGCUCCGCCGCGAGGGCCUCCGCGUCGUCGUCUUCGAGCGCGACGCCGCCAUCGGGGGCACCUGGGUAUACACCCCCGCCACCGAGUCCGACCCCUUGGGCCUCGACCCCGGCCGCGACAUCGUCCAGAGUAGCCUCUACGAAUCGCUCCGCACCAACCUCCCCCGCGAGUGCAUGGGCUUCCUCGACUUCCCCUUCUCCUCCCGCCGCGCCCCCGAAGGCGGCGACGCCCGGCGGUUCCCUGGACACCGCGAGGUGCUCCGAUACCUCCAGGAUUUUGCUAGGGAUUUCGACCUCUACGGGCUAAUCCGGUUCCGCAGGGAGGUGGAGAGGGUGGAGAGGGAUCAUGAUGGGAGGUGGCAAGUAGAUUCGAGGAGCGUUGACGAAGCGGGUGGCGAUGGGGGCGACGAAAGUGAGGUCUUUGAUGGCGUGGUUGUUUGCAAUGGUCACUUCACCGAGCCGCGUAUCGCGGAGAUUCCCGGCAUCGAUGUGUGGCCUGGGAAGCAAUUGCACAGCCACAAUUAUCGUGUCCCUGAGCCAUUUACUGAUCAAGUGGUGUUGAUAAUUGGGAGUGCUGCUAGUGCUGUUGACAUUUCAAGGGAUAUUGUUAGAUAUGCUAAAGAAGUUCAUAUUUCAAAUAGAUCCCUGCCUGAUGAACCUCCUAGAAAGCAGCUUGGCCAUGACAACAUGUGGCUUCAUUCUAUGAUUGCAAGCACCCAUAGUGAUGGCACUGUGGUAUUUCGAGAUGGGAGCUCUGUCCAAGUUGAUGUCAUUAUACACUGUACAGGGUACAAUUAUCAUUUUCCAUUUCUUAAAACAAAUGGUAUCAUCACCGUCGAUGAUAACUGUGUCGACCCGCUAUAUAAGCAUGUUUUCCCACCGUCACAUGCUCCAAGCCUCGCUUUCAUUGGAAUACCUUGGAAGGUAGCUCCUUUCCUGAUGUUUGAGCUUCAAAGCAAGUGGGUAGCAGGCGUUCUAUCAGGGCGACUCGCACUUCCAACCAAAGAGGAAAUGUUGGAAGAUGUCAAAGCCUGGUACUCAGAACUCGAAUCUGCUGGACGGCCCAAGAGAUACACUCAUAACAUGUCAAACAAACAGUUUGAGUAUCAUGAUUGGCUUGCGAAGCAAUGUGAGUUGCCUCCUGUGGUAGAAUGGAGGAACCUGAUGUAUGAAGCAGCGGGGAAGAACAGAGAAGCCCGCCCAGAGAGCUAUCGUGAUGAAUGGGACGACGACCAUUUAAUUUCACAAGCAGAGGAAGAUUUUACAAAGUUCUUAUGUCAUUCAUCUAUAAGUUCUAUAUAUUAAUUCAUGUCACGCAGAUUCGACUGCUUAUUGUUGUUGGAUUACGUUUUAGAGUAAGAAAACUUAUGCUCUGAGAAAAAAAAGUCUUCUCAAAGCUCUCAUGACAGUGUCUUUCAUUUCCCAAAUGUAUUUUAAUCAACAUUGCGUUCCUCUUUAUUUAAAGUUUAGCAUUAUUUUUGUAA
Musa acuminata AAA Group (dessert banana) is the source of this 1692-nucleotide messenger RNA. Its product is annotated as flavin-containing monooxygenase FMO GS-OX5-like. Gene Ontology annotation, molecular function: flavin adenine dinucleotide binding; NADP binding; N,N-dimethylaniline monooxygenase activity. The transcript is spliced from 7 exons. The coding region runs from base 122 to 1513 and encodes 463 amino acids. NCBI's taxonomy places the organism in Eukaryota, Viridiplantae, Streptophyta, Magnoliopsida, Zingiberales, Musaceae. The record is from RefSeq and is a predicted model, not a curated record.